Molecule: messenger RNA, 3574 nt
Organism: [Torrubiella] hemipterigena
Lineage: Eukaryota; Fungi; Ascomycota; Sordariomycetes; Hypocreales; Clavicipitaceae
Source: the annotation of a GenBank genome assembly
CGGAAAACCCCCGGUGCCGUCGGCGGAGGCCCGGGUACAGCAGACGGCACCUGGCAGGCGACUCUUCAACAGCAACACCAUAUCACAAAGGCACUGUAACAAAUUGAGCAUCGCGGCCAAGGUCACAGACCUUGCAAACACACAAAGAUGCCUGUCCACCAUCUCAUGGUCGGCACUUGGACGCCGCCAGGAGCCAUCUUCACAUUCGCCUUUGACGAUGAAGCGCUGACGCUCGAGCUCGUCAAGCGCACCGAAAUCCCCCACGACGAAGCCAUCUCAUGGAUGACAUUUAGCCACGACAAAAAGGCCCUCUACGGCGCCGCAUCCAAGAAAUGGGCCAGCUACGCCGUUAACUCCCCCACCGACAUCACGCACCAAGUCUCCCACGACAUGCUACACGACCCUUCUGCUUCGCUAUCCACAACAAACACCCGCGCCAUCUUCCUCCUUGCGGCCAAGAAACCUCCACAUGGCAUCUACUGCAACCCGUUCUACAAGCACGCCGGCCACGGCGCCGUCUUUGCGCCAGACUCACAAACAGGCGCCCUCAAGACAAAUGUGCAAAACUACGAAUAUCAACCCAACACUGGUAUCCACGGCAUGGUCUUUGACCCGACAGAAGAGUACCUCUACUCAGCCGACUUGACUGCAAACAAGCUCUGGGUGCAUCGCCGCCCAAAUCUCGACGCACCCGAGGUAGAACUUGUCGGAUCGGUCGACUGCGACGACGAGCGCGACCACCCGCGAUGGGUAGCAAUGCAUCCGACAGGCAAAUAUCUAUAUGCGCUGAUGGAAAAGGGAAACAGAAUCUGUGAAUAUCUCAUUGAUCCGGCUACUCAUCUGCCAGUCUACACACAUCGCCAUUUCCCGCUUAUCCCACCAGGUAUUCCUGACCGCUGGACACAGUAUCGCGCCGACGUCUGUGUACUGUCACAGUCUGGCAACUAUAUGUUUGCUUCGUCACGGGCCAAUAGCUUCGAUUUGACAGGGUACGUCGCGGCGUUUAAGCUUGCGCCAGAGGGCUUCAUUGAGCGCCAAAUCUGCCUCAACCCAACACCUACUAGUGGCGGUCACAGCAAUGCUGUAUCUCCAUCUGACUGGUGUGAUGAUUGGGUCGCCAUCACUGACGAUCAAGAGGGCUGGUUAGAGAUUUACAGAUGGCAGGAUGAGUUUCUAGCGAGGGUGGCUAGAGUACGGGUACCAGAGCCGGGCUUUGGCAUGAACGCCAUUUGGUAUGAUUGAAUAGAAUAACUAAAUAAAUAGUUUUACAAACAGCAUUACGAAAGCAUUAGAUGAGCCAGUUUAAUAAAAAAAAAGAUAUAUCAAUUCCUAUGUGACGGCAUAGGAGUAAAUCUUGCACUAGAAACUAGCUUGAGUACGUACUCCCACUUCGUUGGAUCAAAGACAAAAAACAAAAACACCGUAAGCAAACAACACCAGCCCCAAGCAAUCAAGCAAAGGAUAACAUGCAGACCAGGGCCAUCUCUGUUUGCACAUAGACGCCCAAUUCACACUACUCAUACGAGCUUUCUAUUGGCAAGUCGUCAUGACUUCUUGCCGUGUCCAUUUUGCUUCCGUUUUGAUACGACUUCGCUACCGUGGGCACCAUAGUCGGCGUCAUGGCCAUUGGGACCUUUACUGGCACCUAAUAAAGGUGUCGACUCCAUGGGAGCAAUAUUCGGGCUGGUGAGGGCUGAUGGAAUCUGCUCGCGGCUGUUGACCGUCGUUAGACCCUGUUUGAUCUUGAAGACCGCACCACGCGUGUUGCUCAGAGGGUUGGCAGCACGGUUGGCUGGGCCGAGGCGAAGGUGAGCCUUGACUUCUCGUAACGAAGCCUUGACGGGGAAGACGCUUGUAUCAGGCUUGCCGUCGGGGCCAACCGAGCUUCUGCGCUUCAUAAAGACUGCCAACUGAGAUUCUUGGCUGUCGCCGGAUGUAUCACUCAGAGCGCCAAGCGAACCAACAACCAUGGGUUGUCCUUGGGCGUCUUCUCCAACAUCUACAAAGGCAGUGCCAUCGGCAGUCUUCUUAGCAGCGAUAGCAGUUCCAGCCAUUCCAGCAGCGGUAGCAACAUCCAUGUGGUGACUUCUUCUGGCUCUGGGGGCGGGUGUGAGGCGUCGAAUAGCCUUGUGCACAUCGACAUAAACGUCCGAUUCGUCGACGAUUUCCCUAUGAAGUUGUUAGUUUCACUGAUAAUGUGGUUCAGGUAGGAUGGGUCAACUUACUCGCCAAUGAGCUCCUCAAUGACGUCUUCAAGCGUGACAACACCUAGGGCACCCUGGUUGGAUCCAGGAUCAUUUGACACAAGCACCAGAUGCGACUUGCCUUCCUGGAAGAAGUUGAUGAUGUCAAGACAGCUGGUCUCAGGUCUGGUUUCGACAAUGGCACCAAGAGGAACAUCCUUGACUGGGAUGCGGUCUUCGGGGUCAUAGGUGAUUAGCGUCUUGACAAGAAGCAUACCAACAAAGUCGGUCGGGCAUCCAGAUCGGUAAAUAGGAAUACGGGAGUAUCCAGAGACAAGAAUGUUGUCCAUGGUCUUUUCGUCCAAAAUGUGGUCCUCGGAGAGCGUGUAGACGUCUUCCAUAGGAGUCAUGACAUCAGACACGGCCUUUUCCUUGAGAUCAAGCACGGCUGUGAUGAUGGUGACUUCAUCCUGGUUCAAUCGCUCCGAGAGAUCUCCAAGCGACUUGUGAAGGGUAACGAGGGUCUUGAGACCACUCUUCUUGUAGACAGUGCCAUGGUCUUCUCCAAGAAUCCAGUCGAGAAGCUUGGCAGUGGGCCAAGCAACGGGGCUAAGGAUGUACAUGAGAGCAAUGACGGGUUUCGACAUGUAUCCGCCGAUAGGGAGGCCGUGUCGGACGCAGAUGGACUGGGGGACGAUUUCACCGAAAAUGACUAUUGGGAUAGUUAGUAGCAUGUUAAUGCAGGUGGAUUUCGAACUUUCUUACCGAUGAGAACCGUGCUGCCAACAACGGCAGCAAUACCACCGCCCAGGGUUCGGUCGAGGACGACGGGGAGAGAUUCGUUGACGAUGACAUUGGCAAGUAGGAGGGUGACAAGCACCCAAUGCUUGCCUCGGGAGAGCAAGUCUAGCACUCGCUUUGCGUUUUUAUGUUGAGGUUCAGUAGGAUCGCCUGCUAGAACCUGAAGAUAGAUGCUAUCUUGACCCAUCAAGCUACAAAAAAGGGAAAUGGUUAGCAAUGGCGCCAUCGUACGGUGGCAGCGCGGGAAAUACUCACGCAAUGGUCAAGCCGGCAAAAGCUCCGCCCAAAAGGACGAGAGCCAUGGAAAAGGUGCACAGCAGCCAUAGUGGUGCCGUUUCGAGAUCGUCGCCAUGAUGUCCGGUGCGCUUUUCCAAUGGAGCGGCGGCGGCAUGAGACAAACCAAGUCCGAUUACUCUGGCCAUGCCGAGGACGGCAGGCCGGAGGCUUGUCAGACCACCAUGAGCUCCCGCAUUCCGCAUUUCGAUCCAACAGUUACGAGGGGGUGAUUCGGGGGCCGCGAGGGAGGCGAUGCGUUAGUGCCUGAAGAAAUUGGCGAUGUGACGAGUAUGGUGGAGUUUGUGGAAAAGAAA